ACAUCCACAAAAUCAAGACUCAUAAAUACUUCAUCUUUCUCUACGCCAAAAAGUAGAAAAAGAUGGCGAGCUCACUUCUAAGCUCGUCGCCAUUGUCGUCAUCUUUCUUACAUGUUCCUCGGAAGUUGCUUGUUCAUGGCCAUUGUCCGAGCCAAACAACUCUCUGGUUCUCUCGGAAACAAUCGUCCCUCUGUGUUCGCGCUGCAACACUCCCUCAAGGGAUGAUAGUGCCAAAGAAGGAACCCAAAUUCAAACCAGCGUUUCUGGGAUUUACAUACACAGCUGAGAUAUGGAACUCCAGAGCUUGUAUGAUUGGUCUCAUCGGAUCCUUCAUUGUUGAGCUGAUUCUGAACAAAGGAAUACUUCAGUUGAUUGGUGUUGAUGUUGGAAAAGGGCUUGAUCUUCCUCUCUGAUUCGGAUCUUCUUCUUCGUCUUCCAAUCUGGUCAUAACAAUUUCACAAAACCCUUUUGGCUUUUUUUUCUUAUGAUAUAAAGAGCUUACAGCUAUAAUUCUGCAUAGAAACAAACACAUAUAUUGAGAACUAGGUGUCUGAUUCUGAUAACAAAAUAUGAAAGCCUUUAAUUAUCUUACAAUGAGGUCUUUUCACCU
This is a messenger RNA of Arabidopsis lyrata subsp. lyrata, 610 nucleotides long. Its product is annotated as light-harvesting complex-like protein OHP1, chloroplastic. NCBI's taxonomy places the organism in Eukaryota, Viridiplantae, Streptophyta, Magnoliopsida, Brassicales, Brassicaceae. Bases 63 to 413 code for a protein of 116 amino acids. The transcript has 3 exons. The record is from RefSeq and is a predicted model, not a curated record.